Messenger RNA from Passer domesticus (house sparrow), 5357 nucleotides. It is a transcript of the gene HIP1, whose product is annotated as huntingtin interacting protein 1. Gene Ontology annotation, molecular function: actin filament binding; clathrin light chain binding; phosphatidylinositol-3,4-bisphosphate binding. The transcript is spliced from 30 exons. Gene Ontology annotation, biological process: endocytosis; clathrin coat assembly; actin filament organization. Bases 72 to 3278 code for a protein of 1068 amino acids. NCBI's taxonomy places the organism in Eukaryota, Metazoa, Chordata, Aves, Passeriformes, Passeridae. Gene Ontology annotation, cellular component: actin cortical patch; presynapse; clathrin-coated vesicle. The record is from RefSeq and is a predicted model, not a curated record.
GGCGCGGGGCCCGCCCGCGGCGGCGCUGCGCGGGACGGCGCGGCCGGGGCGGCGGCGGGCCCGGGGCGGCCAUGGACCGCGUGAGCAGCACUAUGAAGCAGGUGUCCAACCCGCUGCCCAAGGUGAUGAGCCGGCGGGCGGGCGGCGGCGGCCUGGAGGCGGAGCGGGAGAGCUUCGAGCGCGCCCAGACCGUCAGCAUCAAUAAGGCCAUUAAUGCACAGGAAGUGGCUGUCAAGGAGAAACAUGCCAGGACGUGCAUCCUGGGCACGCACCAUGAGAAGGGAGCACAGACCUUCUGGUCAGUGGUGAACCGGCUGCCGCUGUCCGGCAAUGCUGUGCUCUGCUGGAAGUUCUGCCAUGUCUUCCACAAGCUCCUCCGGGAUGGACAUUCCAAUGUCCUGAAAGACUCUGUGCGAUACAAGAAUGAGCUGAGUGACAUGAGCAGGAUGUGGGGUCAUCUGAGUGAGGGCUACGGUCAGCUCUGCAGCAUCUACCUCAAACUGCUGAGAACCAAGAUGGAAUUUCACACCAAGAAUCCUCGAUUCCCUGGAAAUCUGCAGAUGUCUGACCGGCAGCUUGAUGAGGCUGGGGAGAAUGACGUCAAUAACUUUUUUCAGCUGACGGUGGAGAUGUUUGACUACCUGGAGUGUGAGCUGAACCUCUUCCAGACAGUGUUCAGCUCCCUGGACAUGUCACGCUCAGUGUCAGUGACAGCAGCAGGGCAGUGCCGUCUGGCCCCACUCAUCCAGGUGAUCCUGGACUGCAGCCACCUCUAUGACUACACUGUCAAGCUGCUCUUCAAGCUCCAUUCCUGUCUGCCAGCAGAUACACUGCAGGGCCACCGGGAUCGCUUCCUGGAACAGUUCCGAAAGCUCAAGGACCUUUUCUACCGCUCCAGCAACCUCCAGUACUUCAAGCGGCUGAUUCAGAUCCCACAGCUGCCAGAGAACCCUCCCAAUUUCCUGCGUGCCUCUGCGCUGUCAGAGCACAUCAGCCCUGUGGUGGUGAUCCCCGCCGAGGCGUCCUCACCUGACAGUGAGCCCAUCACAGACCUGGUGGAGAUGGAUGCAGCCUCACAGAGCCUGUUUGACAACAAGUUUGAUGACAUCUUUGGCAGCUCCUUCAGCUGCGACCCCUUCAACUUUAACAGCCAGAACGGGAUGAACAAGGAUGACAAGGACCGGCUAAUUGAGCAGCUUUAUGGGGAGAUCACAGCCCUGAAGGAGGAGCUGGAGAACUUCAAGGCUGAGAGCGCACGGGGUGCAGUGCAGCUGCGUGGCCGUGCCAGUGAGUUGGAGGCUGAGCUGGCCGAGCAGCAGCACCUGAAGCAGCAGGCACAGGACGAGAGCGAGUUCCUGCGUGCAGAGCUGGAGGAGCUGAAGAAGCAGCGGGAGGACACGGAGAAGGCUCAGCGGAGUCUGACGGAAAUUGAGAGACGGGCACAGGCCAACGAGCAGCGGUACAGCAAACUGAAGGAGAAGUACAGCGAGCUGGUGCAGAACCAUGCUGACCUGCUGCGCAAGAACGCAGAGGUGACCAAGCAGAUUACAGUGGCCAGGCAGGUCCAGGGGGAUGUGGAGCGGGAGAAGAAGGAGCUGGAGGACUCCUUCCAGCGCGUGAGCGAGCAGGCACAGAGGAAGUCUCAGGAGCAGGCAGAGGUGCUGGACACACUGAAGCGAGAGCUGGCAGCCAGCAGACAAGAAUUGCAAGUCCUCCAAGGCACGCUGGAGUCCAGCACACAGGCAGGAGCGGAGCAGAACACUCGGAUUGCCAGCCUGGAAGAGGAGAGGGACAGGCUGAGCCAAGCAGCAGAGCAGCACAGGGACGAGAUGGCAGCUCUACAGGCUGAGCUGCGGCAGCUGCGGGACACACUCAGCUGCGAGCAGGAGAGCAGCAAGACAGAGCUGGAGAUGCUGCAGACCAAGUUGAGAGACAAGGAGAGCACAGAGCGGGCACUGCAGCAGCGCCUGGUCGAGGAGCAGCUGUCCCUGCUGCAGGCCACCACGCACGAGGCCGAGCGCAUGGUGCAGGACGCCCUGGCUCGCAUGGAGGAUCCUGCUCAUAUCAGCUGCACUGGCUCAGCAGAUUGCCUCCUGUCCCAGGCGCUGGCAGCCUCUGAGUGUGCAGAGCAGCUGCGGGAUGCACACAGCAAGUACCUUUCGGAUGGCACAGCCGUGGGCUCCCUGCUGCCCCACCUGGCACUCUUCGCACACCUGGUCAGCAACACCCUCCUGCAGGGCAGUGCGACCUCCCAUGUGGCCCCUGUGGAGCCUGCUGAUCGUCUGCUGGAGCUGUGCAAGCAGUGUGGCAGUGAGACUGUGAGCUACCUCAGCGCCCUGCAAGACCCAGGGAUGGUCGCAAGUGCUGACUGCAGCCUGGUGACAGCCUGCCUGGGCCAGAUCAGCGCUAUCGGGGAGGAGCUGCGUCCCAGAGGUCUGGACGUCAAGCAGGAGGAGCUGGGUGACCUAGUGGACAAGGAGAUGGCAGCGACGGCCGCAGCCAUUGAAACAGCAUCUGCCCGUAUUGAGGAGAUGCUGAGCAAGGCACGGGCUGGUGACACUGGGGUCAAGCUGGAAGUUAAUGAGAGGAUUCUGGGCUCCUGCACAGGCCUCAUGCAGGCCAUCCGUGUCCUGGUCCUGGCCUCCAAGGAUCUCCAGAGAGAGAUUGUGGAGAGUGGACGGGGUGCAGCAUCCCCCAAGGAGUUCUAUGCCAAGAAUUCGCGCUGGACCGAGGGUCUUAUCUCUGCCUCCAAGGCAGUGGGCUGGGGUGCCACUGUCAUGGUUGAUGCUGCUGACCUGGUAGUGCAAGGCAAGGGGACGUUCGAGGAGCUGAUGGUUUGUUCCCGGGAGAUCGCAGCCAGCACUGCUCAGCUGGUGGCAGCCUCCAAGGUGAAGGCAGACAAAGACAGCGCCAACCUCUGCAAGCUCCAGCAAGCCUCCCGGGGCGUCAACCAGGCCACGGCCAGCGUGGUGGCCUCCACCAAGGCUGGGAAGUCUCAGGUGGAGGAGAAAGAUAGCAUGGACUUCUCCAGCAUGACACUCACCCAGAUCAAGCGUCAGGAGAUGGACUCACAGGUGCGGGUGCUGGAACUGGAGAACCAGCUGCAGAAGGAGCGGCAGAAGCUGGGGGAGCUGCGCAAGAAGCACUACGAGCUGGCUGGCGUGGCAGAGGGCUGGGAGGAGGACGGUGAGUGGUGCCAGCCCUGCUCCAGCUGGGCAGCUGCUCACAGAAAAGGUGGGGUAGGGUGGAGAAGCCCUGCCUGCCGUCAGUGGCAGUGAGAAAGUUUGCUGCAGCUGGCACAAGCCUGGGGAUAGUUGGCACACAUGAGCAAAUCCUAUGGGGUCUCUCCACAGGAAAAACCCCAACAUGUGGGAUCUACAUCAUCCCCAGGCAGGGGGCUCAGGUGCUGCUAGAGCAGCCUUGUGGUCUCAGAGGAAUGGGGCAGAGGGAUGCUGGUAGACAGCACGCCCACUGACCCUGUCUUCCCACUUAUAGCUGCAGAUUAGCACCAGUGGUAGAAGCAGCCCACAGGGGACACCUGGAACCCUGUGGGGGACACCCCUGGGACCCCACUUGGUGCAGUCUGUUGAGAAGAACCCCAAGGAAGUGGUGCGGAAGCCCCCCUGAAGCACACAUCCCCUGUGUCCCCCCAGCAGCCUCCUCUAGCACCAGAGCCGAGCCGCCAGCAAGACCCCAGGGCUGGGGCGAGAGCGCAAAGCCACACCUGUAUUUAUUAGAGCCGCUGGGGGUGGGGGGAGGUGUCUACACGGGGGUCUUUAACCCUUUAGUUUUGUUUUUGCACAGAUUCUGGGAACUCCUAGAGCCUUCUCUGGCUGUGCGAGAGCGGUCGGGCUUCUCUUGCCUCGCUGCUUUUCCAGCCUUAAUCCAGCCCCUGGCUCAACAUGGAUGUCCGUCGUCCCCACCCCCCCCGCCCUGGGAAUGAGCAUGCUGAGGGCUCCGGGGGUGCCACCAGGUGGGGGACAGCCUUUGGGGUGCUGCUGGGCUUGGUGCUAAGAGUGCUCCCUCUCAGCGGGGACACCGAGUGCCUUUGGCCACUGCAGGCUGAGAGGUGGUGUUCCCAUGGGAUACCCUGGCUGGUGACACAGGGUGCUAGGAACAGCUAGGAAAGGGGCAGCAGCAGAAGGGAUGCUGCCAUGAGCUCUUGUCCCUCAUUCCAGGUCCCCAAAAUGCCUCCCAAGCCCCACUGAGCUGGGCUGUUCUGCCCUGACAGUUCACUGUGUUCAUGCCAGCAAUAAACCCUCCGCAAGGUGCUGGGUGUAGGUUUGGGCCACCACAGUGGCACCGCAUAAGCCGCCAGCUCCUGGGGAUGGGGGGUGACUCUAGGGCAGCAGCACAGAGGGAUUGAGGGGAAGCCAGGGUGCCCCAAAAAGCCAGAAUAAGCAACUCCCUGUCUCUGCUCACUUCGGUGCCACCCUGGUGUCAUCGCCACCCUCUUGGGUGCAGGGGGACCAGGGCCAGUGUGGCUGUGGGCAGGGGUGGCCAUGGAGCUGGCAACAGCCAGGGAACCUUUGUGCCUUGAGCAGGGGGCUCAGAGGGCAGGGGGCAUCAGCCCCCUCUGGGCCCCCCAGCUCAUCUUGCUGCAGUGGAGACAGUGAAGUCAGACCAUGCAGCAAUGUCCCCAUCCCCCACGGUCCUGCUGGUGCCCCUGCUGGGGCCACUGUCCCUCCACUCGGGGUGCUGAGGACAGGAUUUAGCCUUUCUCCCUUUGGGAAGAGGCUGGGCUGUCACUGUCUGCUUUCCCAGCAAUGUCCACCUGUCAGCGUGCAGCUGGCACCUGGGGCAGUGGGACCUGCCACUACCGUGGCCUCAGAGCUGCCACCCCUUCAUGCAGCCAUCCAGCAUGCAGGGACCCACUGUUCCUGUGUCCCCCGCCAGCCCUGCUGCUGGACCACCUGCUCUGUGCACCAGCCCACCAGAGGGAUGUGGGCUCCUGCUGCUUCCCCAUCUUCAACCCAUGCUGGCUCCCCUUGGAUGCAAUACCAACCAUGCCCUUCCUGCAGGACACAGGGAGCCCCAAAAACCUCCCCACUAUUUUUGGGGGGGAGUCUCGCCUGCACGCCCAACUACCUCAGGCCUUGGGGCCCGGGAGCGGCAUGGGGGUCACAGUGGCAGUGGGGGCUUGGGGACAGCAGCACUGCUCUCGGCCUAAUCCACUUGUCCCUUUUGUAUCUCAGCCAGGCGUGGGCAGAGGGUCCCUGCGGUGUCCCCAGUGAUGGCAGCUGGUGACGGGGACAGCGGGGGUGCCCCCCACUGCAGGGCAAGUUGAUUUGGGUUUUCAUUGUAUGAUAAUGACCAUGUUGUUUGUUUUGGAUUUUUCAAUAAAGCCUUCAGCCCAG